AUGAUUGCGAGCCAAUCGGAGAAUGAGCUGAUAAUUGUGUCAAUACUCGAAACGCUCUAUGAUUCACUGCAUAAUUUGUUACGAGGACUAGUGGAUAAGCAGUCUGCACUAGAAAACCUUGAUCUAGUGUUGCUCGUGAUAGACGAGCUCAUCGACGGGGGUCUCAUAUUGGAAACAGAUCCAAACACGAUUUCGAGCCGUGUAGCGAUGUCAGAAGAUUGUAUAGAGCAUUCGUUGACAGAGCAAACGAUUUCACAGGCUCUAGCUUCGGCCCGUGAGCAACUGUCUCGAAAUUUACUCCGAUAA
This is a messenger RNA of Ostreococcus tauri, 306 nucleotides long. Its product is annotated as AP complex, mu/sigma subunit. Lineage: Eukaryota; Viridiplantae; Chlorophyta; Mamiellophyceae; Mamiellales; Bathycoccaceae. Bases 1 to 306 code for a protein of 101 amino acids. Gene Ontology annotation, biological process: intra-Golgi vesicle-mediated transport; intracellular protein transport; retrograde vesicle-mediated transport, Golgi to endoplasmic reticulum. The record is from RefSeq and is a predicted model, not a curated record. Gene Ontology annotation, cellular component: COPI vesicle coat. The transcript has a single exon.